Messenger RNA from Xenia sp. Carnegie-2017, 1043 nucleotides. RefSeq names its product putative protein disulfide-isomerase C1F5.02. Lineage: Eukaryota; Metazoa; Cnidaria; Anthozoa; Malacalcyonacea; Xeniidae. The coding region runs from base 72 to 608 and encodes 178 amino acids. Gene Ontology annotation, biological process: response to endoplasmic reticulum stress. The record is from RefSeq and is a predicted model, not a curated record. Gene Ontology annotation, cellular component: endoplasmic reticulum lumen. The transcript has 4 exons. Gene Ontology annotation, molecular function: protein disulfide isomerase activity; protein-disulfide reductase activity.
GCGUGCUUAAAGAACAGCCACACCUGCAAUGAAGAACCUUAUCCAAUUCAAGUCCCCUACAUGUUAUAUGAAUGAUAUAUUAUAGAAGCACAAAUAUGGCCUUACUUCAUCUCCUCCUGCUGUCAUCCGUUUAUUUCAUUCAAAUAUGGCAAUCACAAGCGAAAGUCGUGAAAGAGUUUGCCUCCGAGGAGGAACUGAAACAAGAUUUAUCCAACGUCGAAGUUGCUAUGGUCGACUUUUUUGCAUCAUGGUGUCCGCACUGUGUAAAUUUUGCUCCCAUCUUCGAGAAAGCAGCGGAACGCAUUUCCACUAAUGGUAAUUUAAAAGAGAAAGUACACAUGAUAAAGAUCCAAUGCGACAUGGGCUAUAAAGGAGAAAGCAAUCCUAUAUGUACAGCACAUGGCAUUCAGGGAUACCCAACUAUUUAUGUUUUUAAAAGAGGAAAGAAAUUCGAUCAAUACAAAGGAGAAAGAACUCCAGAGGCUAUCGUCAAGUACAUCGAAGAAAUCGCGAAUAACGGAAAAGCGAAAUUCAUCGGUACACAAAUCAAGGACACGCAAGUGUGCAUGGCGAAAGAUUUCAUGAAAUAUGUCUUACAAAAAUCGUGAAAAAACGAAGAAUGACGGUCACACGAAAAUACACUAAUCAAGUUCAGAAGUGUUGCUUAAAUUCAACUUAAAAUCUGUGUCAGUUUCAGUGCACGCCAUUUUACUUAACACAAUGAGAUAAAGAGAAGAUAUCCUAUGAUUUGUAUACGGAAAAGAUCAGUUUUAUAGAUGGAAGCACAAGUGCAAGCACAAUAAAUGGGGAACUGGGAAAUAAAGUAAUUUUUAAUGAAUGUUUUAUUUUUUGUGUUUUAUUAAGUUCUGAGAGUUCACUAUAAAGAUGAUGGCUUAAAACCUAAAAUUUGUAAAUGUGAAUAUUUCAAUGCAAUAGCUACGGAAAAGAAUGGAAUGGCGAAAUAGCUUAGCUACAAUAUCUAUAUAUAAUGCAAAUUGUAUGACGUUCACAAGAAUAGGAAAAGGCCAACAGAACAACCCAGA